CAGUUCCUAGAGACAUUGGUUAAGAGCCCAAACUGUGAAGUGCAGGAACAUAGACAACAGCCUGGAAUACUGACAUGGGCUGGUUUGGAUAUAUCAUUCUGUGCCUUCUAUGGACAUGUACUUUCCAACAAGUCAAAGUAAGCCAGCAGGCACAAGUUGCUUAUGAUGACCUGAGGAACCUACUGACUGAUCCAGAGAUCCCAAGAAAUUGUGGUCCUCCACCUGCUAUUGAAAAUGCAAUGCUCUUCACCAGCUCAAGGCAAGAAUACUCAACAGGGGCAUCCGUGAUGUAUCAGUGCUACAGGCUGUUUGUAAUGGAAGGCACGCCACUUGCAAAGUGUUUAAACGGUCAUUGGAGAGGUGUGCCCAGAUGUGUUGAAACCUGUAGAGCAAAUGAAGCUGACAUGGAGCGUAACAAUAUACAGCUGAGAUGGAUCACUAAAUCAACAUCCAUUACAGCAUCAGAUUACUGGAUGGAGUUUGAGUGUAAAGUGGGAUAUCACAAGGAUCCGUUGUCAUCACCUUUUAGAAAACAAUGUCUAAAGGGAAGAUGGAUAUAUCCAAGAUGUAUAUAAAGAAAAAUGAGCACUUCUGCUCAUUUUGGGUUGCCCCAGAAGCCUGAAGUCAUCAUUGCACAAGCGGUGGGGGCCGCUCGCACAACGGAUUUGGUGCAGUGCAAGGGAAUCGGCGGGAGCAUAGGAACCGCUUUGGAUUCUGCCCUAAGUAUUCUACAGUUGUACUAAGUACUUUAAGUGAUUUAAGAGGUGAUUUCCCUCUUGUCAAAUGCUAAUUUACAUUAACAUUUUAGAAUAGGAUUACUCGUUUGUUAGUGAGGUGUAUAACGUUCCAUAUCUUCAGAACAUUAUCUGACAAUUUCUGCCCAUUCUUAUAAUAUUUGCAUUCAGUAUAUAUUAUUUUGGUUCAAAAUCUGUUACCCCAAAUGGCUGAAAAGAUCUUAAAGUCACAAUUCCACAGGAAGAAAGGCUUGUUCGAGCCUGGUACAGACAUGACUUUGUGCUCCUUUGAGAUUAAGAUAAUCCAAUCCUCAUUCUAAAAAGGAUUCACCUGCAAAGCAUAUACCAACCUCAGAAAAGGUAUUUUCCUCAGGACCACACACCAUAUAAGACACGGUUAAUUUCCCCCUCCUUUCCUGUUCUGAUUCCAUUAAUUAUUAGCCACACUCUAGCUGAUGAAAUUUGCAUUUACAAAGCAUGUUAGAUGAAUGACACAUUUAGCUUCACCUGUAGCUUGUUCCUGAUAACAAAUAAUCUGCCCAGGGCCUGAGGUGUGUGAGACAUUCAAAGGGACUCAAUUGUCCUUGUGCAAAUAAUUAUAUAAAAUAAAAAUAUGUGAUUCCAAUAUUUUAGUACCUGCCUGCUACUGUUUAUUUUCUGUUCCUAUACUAGGUAAAAUCCCACCCAC
Elgaria multicarinata webbii is the source of this 1422-nucleotide messenger RNA. RefSeq names its product complement factor H-related protein 2-like. The transcript has 5 exons. Bases 75 to 575 code for a protein of 166 amino acids. Gene Ontology annotation, biological process: complement activation. The record is from RefSeq and is a predicted model, not a curated record. NCBI's taxonomy places the organism in Eukaryota, Metazoa, Chordata, Lepidosauria, Squamata, Anguidae. Gene Ontology annotation, molecular function: complement component C3b binding.